GUAGGAUCCUUCUGUCAAAUUUAAUUGCUAAGUAAAAAGUUAUAAUUUUAUUCCGAGUUUUUUAAGUCAUCGAAAAAAAAGUGAGGACAAGAAAAUGUCUGGAAAUACAAAUUUAUUACAAUAUGCAGCUACUGUCACAGGUUCACUAACAGUGGUAGGGUAUGGUGCUAUCGCAGCCUGGGCAUCCCCAGCAAUUCCUUACUUGGAAAGUGAAAAAUCAGAAAUUCUUAUCACCAAAGAUCAAAGUUCCUGGAUAGCCUCUCUCUACUCUUUAGGAUUUUUAAUCGGAUUUUUUAUGAAUCCUAUUUUUGUUGAUAGAAUUGGUCGAAAAUGGACUUUAAUAUUAUUUUCACUGCCGCAAAUCACAUCUUGGCUCCUGAUAAUUUCAGCAAAAAGCCACAUCACUCUCUACAUCGCAAGGCUCAUCGGAGGAACGGGAUAUGGAGGAGGCCUGUGUGCUCUAACAAUCUACAUUUCAGAAAUUGGAAACAAAAAUAAUAGAGGAAUUUUCCUAGUCCUUAUCCGACUUUCCGCGGGAACUGGAUUCCUCUUCACCACAGUUUUAGGAGCUUUUUUCACAUACAAUCAAAUGAAUUUUGUUCUUCUCAUGCUUCCAAUCACGUUCCUGGUUUUGUUUUUAUUCAUGCCCGAUUCAUCGUAUUUUUUAGAAAUUAAUAAAAGACUGGAAGGAGAAGAAAUGAAGAAGAUGAAUUCUUUUGGAUUAGAAGAAGAUGAAAAUGAAUCAAGAUUAAAUUCUAAGGAAGACUCACAAUUUUUGGAAGAAUAUUCCAAAAAGAAAAGUUCAAACCAAGAGUAUUUACGACAAAGAAUUCCUAAAUCAGAACCGAAAUCUUGGAAGCUUGGAAAGAAUAGUUUUAAUUUUAGAGAAUCAAGUUUGUGGAAACUGAUUGGAAAUCCGAAAAAUCGAAAAGCCUUGGCAAUUGUCAUCUUUUUGGGAUUUACUGUUGUUUUUUCAGGAAACUCUGUUUUGGGAUCUUUUGGUCAAAAAAUACUCACUCACAAGGGAGCUAUUAUGGAUCCCAAAAAUGGAAUGGUAUUUUUAUCACUUCUGAAUGUAUUUGCUUGUCUAAUAAGCACACAGAUAGUGGAAAGAGUCAAGAGAAGAACUCUUUUAUUAUAUUCUGGAGUAAUCUCUUCCAUUUCCCUGGGAAUUGUGGGAGUUUUUUUCUGUAUGGAUAAAAAUGCGAUGGAUGUUUCUUAUUUUGGAUGGGUUCCCAUUGUUUUCCUCUCAAUGUACGAUAUUUUAAUUAGCGCUGGAACUUGUAAUAUUUUCUACAUUUACCAAGGAGAAUUAUUUACAAAUGAUGUUAAAAGUGUAGCAGUGACAAUAAUAAAACUUGUGUAUAUAGCAGUUUCAUUUAUAUCCAUAUUAGAAUUUCUGAAAAUGAUUGAGGUUACGGGAAUAGAUUGGGCUUUUUGGAUUUUUGGAAGCUGCUGUGCUGUUGGGACAGUUAUUGUUUAUUUUAUAGCUCCUGAAAGUAAAGGAAAAACUUUGGCGGAAAUACAGGAAUCUUUGGAUGUGAAGAGAUUUGUUCCUUGAAUUCAAAAUAUUGGGAGUGGAAGGAAGAAAAGUGUUUUACUUUAGUUUAUUAUAGGAAAGUGCUUAUUUUUAUUUCUUAAUUAUUGAAGAAAUAGUUAAUUAAACAUGGACAAGUUU
Molecule: messenger RNA, 1678 nt
Organism: Belonocnema kinseyi
Lineage: Eukaryota; Metazoa; Arthropoda; Insecta; Hymenoptera; Cynipidae
Product: facilitated trehalose transporter Tret1-2 homolog
Exons: 2
Coding region: 95-1561 (488 amino acids)
Biological process (GO): transmembrane transport
Cellular component (GO): membrane
Molecular function (GO): transmembrane transporter activity
Source: RefSeq, a predicted model, not a curated record